AUGGUAGACUCAGGCCAACCCCCGGCUCCCUCUCAAAGCACAUCCUCCAGAAGCAGCUCUGAAAAGCUACCCAUACCCGACCAACCUCGAGACCUCGAAAAGACCUCGGAAUCUACACCUCCCACACUCACCGACCUCUACGGCCCAGCCCCCGACGGCGGCGCCCGCGCCUGGUCCGUCGCCCUCGGCGCAGCCUGCAUCUUCUUCUCUUGCCUCGGCAUCGUCAACUCUUUCGGUAUCUUUCUCCAAUACUAUGGAACCCACCAGCUAUCAUCGCAUACCCCCGAUCAAAUAUCCUGGAUCGGCUCUGUCACGGCAUGUAUGCAGUUUCUCUUUGGGGCUAUCUCGGGCCCACUCUUUGACCGUUAUGGGACAUGGGUCAUCCGUAUCGGAGCUAUCCUCUACGUCUUGGCCAUCAUGAUGACGAGUUUGUGUCAAGAAUACUAUCAGUUCAUGCUCGCUCAGGGGGUCUUGACGGGAUUAGCGUCGGCAAUGAUACAAGUCCCUGCUUUUGCGGUCGUGUCACAAUAUUUUGACAAGAAGAGGGCUGCAGCGUUGGGGUUGGUGGUUAGCGGGAGUAGCAUUGGAGGUAUUGUCUUCCCUAUUGCUUUGGGAAAGAUGUUGAAUGAUACCAGUCUGGGGUUCGGGUGGUCGGUUAGGGUGAUAGGGUUCAUUGUGGCGCCUAUGAUGGUGUUCUGUUGCUUUUCGCUGAGGGCGAGGUUGCCGCCGAGAGAGACGAAGUUCUUCCUAUGGUCAGCCUUUACAGAGCUGAGAUUUGUGGGGUUGGUCGCUGCCGGGUUCUUUGUAUUGCUGGGGAUGUUUACACCGUUGUUUUUUCUGCCCUCGUAUGCGGUGUCGAAGGGGAUGGACAAGAUCUUGGCGUCGUAUUUGCUGGCUAUCGUGAAUGGAGCAUCGACAUUUGGGAGGAUCCUACCAGGAAUUCUGGCCGACAAAUAUGGGAAACUGAAUAUCUACGGGUUUGGGUCAUUGUCGACGGGGAUUGUGGUCCUGUGCUUGACCAAGGCUACUGAUACGGCUGGGUUGGUGGUGUAUGCUGUGUUUAUUGGGUUGACAUCGGGCACGAUUGUGUCGGCGAACUCGGCUGCGUUUUCAACUUGCACGACUAAUCCGCAGAACUUGGGGACUUACAUUGGGAUGGGUUUGGCUGUUGGUUCUAUCGCCAUCUUGGUUGGGCCGCCGGUCAACGGGGUGCUGUUGGAUAAAUAUGGGGGAUAUUUGGAGGCUUCUCUGUUCAGUGGUAUCAUGUGUCUGGCUGGAGGGGUUGUGAUUUUGGCGACGAAGCUGACGACUCCUGAAGGGUUGUUUGGAAAUGUGUGA
Molecule: messenger RNA, 1338 nt
Organism: Podospora anserina S mat+
Lineage: Eukaryota; Fungi; Ascomycota; Sordariomycetes; Sordariales; Podosporaceae
Exons: 1
Coding region: 1-1338 (445 amino acids)
Biological process (GO): transmembrane transport
Cellular component (GO): fungal-type vacuole membrane
Molecular function (GO): transmembrane transporter activity
Source: RefSeq, a predicted model, not a curated record